AUGAUGUCCAAGGCGCCAAGGUGGCAUGAGACCCUGGUAAACUGUAAGACCAAGAAACCUGCACAGAAGACAGCAGGCAAGGAAUCAGCAGCACUAACUGCAUCUAGUGGAAGUAAACAGGCUGGCAGCAUUAAAACCAGCGCUACUCAUGGAAGAAGCCACAGCCUCAACAGCAGAGGGAGUGAGUCGACAGCUAGCAGCAACAAGGCCGGUGGCAGCUUGAAAAGAGGCAGCCUCGGCCACCAAGGCCACCAGGGCACCAAACCAGCAUCUCGCCCAUCCAGACCUGCUCUCCGCCUCUGCAGCAGCCGGAGCUUUUCAUCACUCAACACCUCCUCUCUCACUGCUGCUCCUUUCAUGAGAAGCAGCCGCUCUCUCAGCCGACUCGACCAAAGAGCCACUGGAGACGAUUCAGACCAUGCAGUUUCAAGCUCACAAGUAAAAACAGGACAAACCACAGAAAACAAAGCCCUGAAUUCUGGCCAGCGGUCCUCCUCUGUGGAGCAAAUCAGGGAUAACAAAGACCAGUGUCAUGGUGACAAAGCUGAGAAAAUGAAAACAAGCAGCUCCUCAGAGCCCCCGGAGUCUUCCUCCUCUUUGGUUGCCACCACUGCAUGUCAUCAUCACUACGACAAAGUGAAAAAAGAGACCAAAGAUGGCGUGUACACACUCUGUGCGAUGACCUCUGGGAUGAAACGUAACUGGGUCCAAGCAGUGUUGAAGAAUGUGAGACCCAGUAUCCCACCUGACAUCACAAACUCCCUGUCAGAGCAAAAGACUCAGCAGAAAUCACAGCAUCCAGAGUCGACAGAAGGUUUGGAGACAGCUGAACGCUCAAAUAGCUUUUUGCAAGUGCACAAAACCAGCAAGUGUGCAGAGGAAACACAGAAAGAGCAGGAACUCAAACUGCAGCCGGUGACAGAGCGGAGUCGUGCUGAUGGAAGCUCUGCAUCGUCUGCGAUCUCCUCCUAUCUUCUGUCCUCCUCCGUCUCACCUUCCACCUCCUCUGCUCCGUCUCUCAUUAAUCCUCCCCAGCAGGUGGACGAGGGUGAAGGUGUGUCUGGUGUUCAGCGCACGCCGCUUGUUGCAACCACACAAACUGGUGUGACAGAUGCAUCAUCAUACGUUGAAGGAGCUGGAAGCGACAGCUCUGCUUCUACAACAAUGCCGUUGAAUGCUGGGUGUUUUGAUGAACAUUCAAAUACACAGAGUGAAACUGAACAAAGUAAAACUACAUCUCAGAAUGAGGAGCAACAGGCAUCAAUCAACAUCAUCCGUGAGUGCAUGAAAGAGACAGAAAAACCGCCCUGUGAGCAGCAAACUGGACAACUUGUCAAAGAGCUAGAACAAACACAGAAGGAAUUAUCUCGACUCCAGCAGUUAAAUAAGAGUUUGCAGGAAGAGCUGCAACAAGAAAGAGAGAGUCAUUCAUGGGAAGCAGUUCAUCCACAGAAGGAUCUUCUCUAUGACUCGUCUCCGCAGCAAUCGUUGGCUAUACAGCAGCUGCAGAAGAUAAACAAAGACCUUCACUUAGAGCUGGAGGCUCAAAAGAGGAAACAGGAGGAAGCCAGGGAAGUUGAACUACGCCGAAGAGUCGAUCUCUUGGCUCAGCAAGCUCAGUUACUGGUCACGGGUGAUGCCACAGCACUUGCACAAGCCCAUCUAGAGCAGGAUCGGCGGCGGUUUCAUGAGAAGCAGAUGGAGUGGGAGCAUAGCGUGGCCCUCCUGAAGUCCCAGCUGAGUGCCAGCGAGGAGGAGAGGAGGGAGGCUGUGUCGCGCUUCACAGAGCUGCAGCAGGAGCUGCAGCGUUACCACAGUCUCCAGCAGGAGGCCGAACGCUUGCACAAACACCUCCAAGAGGUGACAACUCAACUUCAUGCUAAUGAGGAAGCUCAGGCUCAAAAAGAGGCUCGCCUGCAGAAGCACCUCACGCUCCUUCAAGAGAGUCAGGACAGAGAGCGGAGGAGCUUGGCCGCCAGCCUGGCACAGGCAGAGCGACACUCACAAGACCUUCAGGAGAGACUGGAUCAGGCUGAAAAGCAGGUAGAGAGCCUGAAUAAAACUCAGAUCUGGACCAGGGACAUUGAGGAAGCUCAGCGACAGCUUCAAGAGGAGCUGGCUCGCACAGUAUCUGCUGUGCAGACACUUCAAGAGGAAAGAGAGCAGCUCAACCGUCGCUGUCAGGAGCUGCAGAACCAGUUAUUUGAGGCAGAUGGGGAGGUGAGCAGGCUGCAAAGCCGUUUGAAAACAGAUGAGACGCACUACUACAAUCUUGAGCACUCAUACGAGAGAGUUAGUGAGGAACUGCAGCUGGCCUUAGGGAAGGUGCAGCAAAAGGAGACUGAAACAGAGGACAUGCGAGAAGGCUAUGAGAGACUCCUGGACAGGAAGGAGCAAGAGCUAAGUGAAGUUUUGCUGAAGAUGGAAGUCUUAGGGAACAGCCUGGAGGAGACUGAAGUGAAGCUGAACAGUGUAUUAAAAAGUUGCACCUGUGCCUCUUCGCAGCUGAAGGAUGAGCCUGCUCACCAAAAUGAGAGACAGUCAAGUGAUCUUCUCAGUGUUAAAAACAGCAAGCCAAAGACACCAGACCAGUUGUCCAACAGCUCAAAUGCAGCUGAACAUGCAGGAGACGACCGUGAAAGGUUUAUAACUGUGAUCCAUACGCUUGAAACCAAGCUUUAUGCAACAGAGGAGAAGCUACGGGAUAUCAUGCAAAGACUGGAGGAGCACCACAGUCACAUCAGCUGCCAGGACCCCCACCUCUGCUCCCAGCUCACCCGGAGCCGAGCCACUGCUCAGCACCUCAGUCUGCUGCUCCACAGUCAGGCCAAGCAGAGCCAGCGCUUUGCCCAGGAGACAGAAAACCGCUGUAGGAUGCUGGUCGGGAGGUUUCAGGUCGCACUGAAUAUCAUACAAGCCUGCAGAGAGAGGCUCCAAACCACUCCCAUUGAUAUUACAGACUUUGAGAGGCAACUAGCCACCGUUGCUGCGUGCCUUCAGCAAGGAGAGAAAGAUGCAGAGAAACAGCAGUAUGAGUCACACAAUGCCAGCAAAGGAGAGGACAAGAUCCUCAAUGAUGAGGCUUUAGCUGGAGCUGAGAGCGACAUUAGUGCUAAAAUGAAAGUCAUUAACACUUCACCCUCAGACGUUGACAUGGAAAGUGUUGGGUCGUGUUUAAUGAGGGAGGUGUUUGUGGUAGAAAAAAUGGUGUCUGUUCUAAGGAGUCAACAUGGGCAACUUUUCUUGACACCAAGAGAGAAUGAGGGGGGUUUAGUGCACAGGUAUAAAAACAUAAUCUCCCAAAGAAUAGCGUUAAAAAUGGAAAAAAUGACUCAUUCUGGGAGAGCAGACAGUGACAACAACGGGCCUUUAGAGAGGGCCAUCAGCAGAGUUUGUGCUGAAGCUGAGCUCAUAUACGCAGCCUUAAAAUUUCAGCAGCAAUAUGAGAGUGUGACUCAAGCAAAUGAUCAAGACGAGGAGGAUAAAAGGAAGAGUCUGGCAGAUAUCAACCCCCCUGAGUUGGCUCCUUAUAAGGAGCAGGUAGGACAGGGUAGAAGUUCAGAGGGAGCUGCAAAACCAGGUGAAAAGGAGCAGUCUGAGGCCCUAAAGGUUGAGGCAGAGAAACAACCACAGUGGUUAGAGAGACUUAUAUCCAGGCUGCAAAGAAGGGCUAAAUUCCUUCGCCAACUCUGCCAGGAGAUUUCUGAGUGUAAUGUGGAGGAUAACUGGGAAAAUGCUUCUGCAGCUGAUUUGAACUGGAUGCAGGAGCAGGCAAAGUUCAUUUAUCUGUCAGACAGGCUGCACUCUGAUUUAGAGCAGCAGCAGAGUGAGGUGUUAAAGGACAAACUGCAAGCUUUGUGCGAAGAGCAGGAUAUCACAUUAAAGGAUGAGCAAGAGGCUUUUAAUCAGACCUUGUGUCAGCUUCAGGAGGACAACAGUGUUUUAAGAGAAGAACUGCAGCAUGCGGAGCAAAAGAUAACAUCUGUUGAGACCGGGAACCAGAGACUCCUGGAAGACAUGCGGAAAAUCGAAGACUAUCACGAAGAGCGGAUGAAAACACUGGAAACUGAGUUUCAGGAGAAGAUAAGGGAACUACAACAGAUACAUGAAGAGGAGAUGAAACACUUGCAUGGUUACUACACUAAGUCACCCAAAGAAAAACAGACCAAAACCUGCACAGAGGCACCUGCUCUCCCUGAAAGUACCUCUUCCACACCAGACCAGACUGCAAUGGAGAGAAAACCAAUGGUGGAAGAUGGUGCAGCAGCCAUGAGAGAAGCUUACGAGAAAGAUCUAGAAAAACUUGAGGCAUCCUGUGAUCAAAGUCUUACUGCUAUGGAGGAAAUGCACAGGCAGCAGAUUGGUGACUUACAGCAGCAGCAUCAGACGGAGGUGGCAGCACUGCUGAAGGAAAAAGAUAAGCUGCUGCAGGAAGAGACAGCUGCCACAAUGGCAGCCAUUGUAGCGAUGAGGAGAGCCCAUAAACAGGAGCUGGAGAAAACCCGACAGUGUCAGCGUAUGAAGGAGAGCGCUGACAUCACACAACUGCAAAUCGAAUAUGAGAAGGAGCUCCAGUUGAUGCAUAAGGAGCUCGAGGUGUUGUCACUGCAGCACACUCAGAAAUGCCUGGAAAACUCUCAGCUGAGCCAGGAGCUGCAUGACGAGAGACAGUCGUUGAUGCAGUACCAAAAAGAAAACCAGGAGCUCAAAAAGAAACAGAGAGAGACAGAUGAAAUGUCUCAGCCACAUUUCUCGCUGAAUGGGAAACAGUCACAUGUUCCUCAAGUAAACGACUUCUAUGAGAUGGAGGUGAUUCUGCGGGCGAGGGAGGCAGAAAUGCAGUUUCUCAGACAGGAAGCUCGUUCUCUCAGAGAGGAGUUGAAGAUUGCUCGAAUGGACAAAAUAUACGCCCAGAACAAGCUCAAGGCUCUUUAUACGAACAGCCAGGAUGAACCUCAUCACAAUGUCAACAAACUCUGUGAAGGUGUGAAGUUUGCCACUUGGUCUCCGAGCAGAGACGCCUCAGGACAGAGCCUCGAGGACUCUGUGACAAACACAAGUAGUGCUGCUUUUCUGAAGAAAACAGAGAAAUCCUCCUUCACACGUCAGCUCAGAGGAGUGAGAUCAAAGAGUUUAAAAGAAGGCCUUUCUGUCGAGGAAAAAAUGAAGUUGUUUGAGUCGUUCUGA
Plectropomus leopardus (leopard coralgrouper) is the source of this 5187-nucleotide messenger RNA. RefSeq lists its product as uncharacterized. NCBI's taxonomy places the organism in Eukaryota, Metazoa, Chordata, Actinopteri, Perciformes, Serranidae. The record is from RefSeq and is a predicted model, not a curated record. Gene Ontology annotation, molecular function: actin filament binding. Gene Ontology annotation, cellular component: actin cytoskeleton.